Messenger RNA from Rotaria sordida, 306 nucleotides. The record is from the annotation of a GenBank genome assembly. NCBI's taxonomy places the organism in Eukaryota, Metazoa, Rotifera, Eurotatoria, Philodinida, Philodinidae.
AUGUUUGGACAAGCACCACGUUCAAAUUCGGAUUUCUGGAAAAUGGUUCGUGCAAAUGGAAUUGAAGACGAGGAAGAUUUACCUACUCCUUUUGCCGAAUCAAAUGAUGAUUUAAAUAUUAAUCAAGAUGUUAAUAGGAUUAAUUUGGAUGAAGAUAUAGAUGGUGAAAAAAUUACUGUAGUUAAUCAAUUAUCAAAUGAUGCUGCUUCUUCUUCCAUUAAUUCACAAUUAAACUCAAAUGCAUCAUCAUCAAUUACCGUUUCAACUCCAACAAGACAUUCUACAAUUCGUACAAUUGCUUCAAAU